Molecule: messenger RNA, 471 nt
Organism: Sphenostylis stenocarpa
Lineage: Eukaryota; Viridiplantae; Streptophyta; Magnoliopsida; Fabales; Fabaceae
Source: the annotation of a GenBank genome assembly
AUGCAUGGAAUUGUGGAUGAGAAGACUGAUGUUUUUGCAUUCGGGGUUUUGUUACUGGAGCUCAUAACAGGUCGCCGUGCAGUUGAUUCAAAUAGUAGGGAAAGUCUUGUGAUCUGGGCAAAACCUAUGCUGGAUGCAAAGUUGAUGAAAGAAUUGGUAGACCCCAGAUUAGAAGAUAAUUAUGAUCUCGCAGAAAUGAAGUGCUGCAUGACAACGGCUUCCUUGUGUGUCCAUCACGUGUCCUCUAAGCGGCCAUACAUGGAUCAGGCUGUGCAGCUACUGAAAGGCGAAGAGGUGCCAAUUGAACUGAAUCAAAAUUCAUCUACUCCAAGAUCACUCUUGAUAGAUGCAUGUGAAACUUGUGGAACAAUACUUGCAGUUGUGUGUUUUAGUGUGCACGCGUGUGGUGAAAAUGAGAAUGUCACCAACUUGGUCCUUCUUGAGGCAUGGCAAAAUAUCUUACGGUUGUAA